Miscanthus lutarioriparius is the source of this 285-nucleotide messenger RNA. NCBI's taxonomy places the organism in Eukaryota, Viridiplantae, Streptophyta, Magnoliopsida, Poales, Poaceae. The record is from the annotation of a GenBank genome assembly.
AUGUCGCGGUUCAUGUCGAACCAGAGCCGGUACACGCUGGACCGGCUGCUGGGGAAGCUGUCGUGCCCGCUGCUGCUGCUGUGGGGGGACCUGGACCCGUGGGUCGGCCCGGCCAAGGCCGCGCGGAUCCAGGAGUUCUACGCCGACACCGCCGUCAUGCACCUGCAGGCCGGCCACUGCCCGCACGACGAGGCGCCGGAGCAGGCCAACCAGGCGCUGCUUGAGUGGCUCGCGGCUCUAGAUGCCCGCGCCAAGCCGGCCGAGCCCAGCCUCCAGACCGUCUGA